UAAUGAAUGUGGGGUGGAGGUAAAUUUCACGGCGAAGCAAGGCAUAAAAGCCCUGCUCACUAGUUCACUUCACAUUCACACAAGGCGCUGUUUAUUGGAUUCUCUCCUCUCUUCCUCCCCAUGGACUUAACCCAUCAUUUUCCCCUCCCUUCCUGCUUCCUCCUCCUCUUCCUUCUUCUCAUUCCUUAUUUCGCUUCCUCUGAUUUGGCCAAGGACAGGCAAGAGUGUGCCGAUCAACUCGUCGGCCUCGCCCCCUGUCUCUCUUACGUCGGCGGCCAGUCCAAAACUCCCACCAUCGAUUGCUGUACUGGUCUCAAACAGGUCAUCGACAAGAGCAAGAAAUGCCUCUGCCUCCUCAUCAAAGACCGCAACGAACCCGACCUCGGCUUUACCCUCAACGCCUCUCUCGCCGUCAACCUCCCCUCCGCCUGUCACGCCCCCGCCAACAUUUCUCAGUGCAUCGAUCUUUUGCACUUGGCUCCUAAUUCUUCCGAGGCUAAGGUGUUCGAGGGCUUUGAUAAAGCCACUACUAACAGUUCCAGUCCCACUUCUAGUUCCCCCCCGGCUGCGCCUACUGGGAAGGGAUCCAACUCCAGCACGAGUGCUGAUGAGAAGAACGGUGGCGUCUCUGUGGCUGUGUGGGAAGAGAGGCGGUUGGUGGCUCAAGUGGUUUGUGUGAUUAUACCCUUUGUUUUCACCUUUCUUGUUUGAGAACUCGACCAGAUUGGGAUUGCUAUUGCUAUUGCUAGCCUCUGUAUCAUCUGUUUCUUUUCCACUUUGCCGAUUUUUGCAUUGUAGAUUUGCGUUAUUUUUAUUAUUGAACAGCAAAAGUAAACAGUAAUGAUCUAUGGUUUAGUUCCUUGAAUUUAUGGAGCCA
Molecule: messenger RNA, 877 nt
Organism: Neltuma alba
Lineage: Eukaryota; Viridiplantae; Streptophyta; Magnoliopsida; Fabales; Fabaceae
Product: protein YLS3-like
Exons: 3
Coding region: 121-711 (196 amino acids)
Biological process (GO): lipid transport
Molecular function (GO): lipid binding
Source: RefSeq, a predicted model, not a curated record